Messenger RNA from Triticum urartu, 1174 nucleotides. RefSeq lists its product as uncharacterized. Gene Ontology annotation, biological process: response to cold; regulation of circadian rhythm. Lineage: Eukaryota; Viridiplantae; Streptophyta; Magnoliopsida; Poales; Poaceae. The record is from RefSeq and is a predicted model, not a curated record.
CGAACCAUCCGGAUCGGAAUAAACAAGGCACGAGGUAGGCGGUGCAGCGCGGCCACCUGCCGCACGCGCUCGCGCGUGACACUGUGGCGGAUAUUUACCGCCCCUCCCCAAGGCCACGUGGAAAAGCGGCGCCACCAAGGAAAUAAAAGAGAAACCUCCGUCGGCCGGCCGAGGCAUUCGAGAUCUUUUCUGUUUUCUCAUCUCUCUCUCUCUCGCUCUGGCUGGUCGUCCGGUGCUGGGAAGGAGACGACGAUGGAGGAGGAGGAGGGGCGGGCCGGCCUGCGGGAGCUCGCGCGCUUCCCGGACGUGAUGGUGGUGUGCUCUUCGGCCGGAUGGACGGACCAGAAGCACAUGCUCUACCUAGGCUUGUUGCAGGAGUCGUUCGUGAACCGGUUACACGACGGUGAAAUCAGCUUCAGGGGCCUCUUCGAUCUCUCCCCAGGACCAGGAGCUUCAGGGCCCAAGCAACCGUCCAAGGUUGACAGAGCAAAGGUUGAGCCGACCAGAACGCCUUGCUGUGGAAAUCAGGGAGAUGGGGAAGUCCAUUCCAUGGAUGAUGAUGAUGAUGAUGAUGCAUCGUCCACUGAGACCGUGCAAGAGUCCUGCUCCCAAGCAAGCGCGACGAGCUCUGGACCAUCUUCCCCGUGCCAUUCUGCCAAGCGCGGGCGCUCCCCUUCUAGCACUGCAGAGGGGUCGGAUCAGAACUUCAUCGACGAGGAUACGAUCACGAGAGAAACUGGCGAAUCAAGAGGACGACGGCGCAGCAUCAAGCGACUCAAAGUCUGCUGACAUGAUCAAGCAGUUCAUCAUCCAGGAAUGCACGAGAGAAGGGUACUGAUGUAAUGUGAUCACGGUCGUCUUUGUGCAAGGUCAUGGAGCAAAAGGAAAAUUCACACACUGUUUGUUUAGGUUGUUCUUUGUGGUCGAUCGAAUCGACUGGUGUUGCCUACUCACCCGGUGAAAUCACCUAGAGUUCUAGAAUAGAGAUCGAGACUCGAGUAACACGUAUGAAGCCCAAGCUUGUUAAGUUUAGUAGAUUUGUGUAGUGCAAGUUUGAACAAAGAUAGUUUUACAGACAAUAGCUUUUUCGACACCGAAUUUUGUUGAGACUUUGAUGGAACACGUAAACAGAGAUAUAGAUAGACAUGAGACGUAAGGUGCGGCUCUUUCUCUA